CCCUGCCAUGGGACAGGCUGAGGCUGAAUCUUAUUGUCCUCUCAGUCUGAGUUAACUAUAACAGCAGCGUUCCGUCACUUGCUUUUUAACGUGUAGGAAAGGAAAUGCCAAGAGCUCUGGCAGUACAGGUUAGUUUAAUCUGCCGGCAGUGUAUAUUCCAGCAGCCAAGGCUUCCCAAGAUGGUGCAACACCAGAGCUUACUCCUCUGCACUUGUUGUAAGGAAGGUCACUAUGCUCCUGCAGAUCUCCAUGAGCUUGACUGUUUGCAGCCUGACACUGUGGCCGAUGACAUUGACGGGUGCUACACUGCCCAGCAGCGGGCAGCUGUCCUGAGGGUACUGAACACAGCUUCCCGCGAGGAGCUGGCAGGAAUCAAGCUGUUGCGGGGCAGAAAGUCGGCCAACAUUGUGGAGUACAGGGCAGGGCGCGGACCAUUCACCAACCUGCAGAGUCUGUUGGAGGUGCCCCUCUUCAAACACAAAACUAUAUUGAAGGUGUGUCAGUCAAUCCUGAAACCCUGUCAGGAGCCUGGGAAGAAAGAGAAGAAAUUCCAGGGUUUGAAAUUUAUCAAACCUGACGUAGAACGAAAGCGACUUCUGGCAGUAAAAACCAUCGUGUCAGUUGUGUUUGGAAUCCGUAAGAUUGCAUGGGCUCACGUGGACCGGAAUCUGACUGUCCUGGACUGGAACCAGGAAACGAGUCAUCGGUACAUGAAAGGACCGUACCUGCCCUCCAUCUACCUCGAGGAGAUCUCCUCCGCCGUCUCAAAAAUCCCCAAAGCGGAUUUCUUCAUCUUGGAGAAGCCCAGCAUCUCAGUCCAGAACACCAACCUGUUCCCUGUGACUUUGCACUUGCGCACUAUUGAGGCUAUGCUACACGGGCUGCUGGGGGCAAGUUUCCUGGAGGAUGGUCAGCACAAGGUGCUGAGCGUGGUGCGCACUGCUGUCGGGAAGCACUUUGAGUUGAUGGUGGGGGAAUCCCGGACGAGUGGCAGGGAACUGGUCCAGCAGUUCAUGAUUGACUCAGUGACACAGGAGCACCCUCGGGUGCUGUUCCCUCGGGACGCUUUGGCCCGUUACAGGAGACUGUUUCAGAAGGGAAAUGCAGAUCGGGGAGAGGAAAUGUGUGAUGCUUUGCUGCAGGCUAUUGCUUUCUAUGAAUUUCUGUUUAACAAUCCUUAAAAAUCACACCAUAAUUAAAGAGGGACUCAAUUUUAUCAAUACAAACAUCUUGAUAAGUACCACUCUUGGUCAGGGUGAAAAAAAGAAAAUAUCUACUUCAGUUUCUCCUUGCUCCCACUCCUCACUUGAUGUCUCAUUGCCAUAUGACUUAUUAGUCACCCUUUGAUACUUUGCCCACGUAGCCUCAGAGCACGGUAGUCCUUCCUGAUGGUCUGGUCAAUCAGCAUCAAAGAAGAGAGAGUUUGGUAACUGUCACAUUGCUGUUUGUGGGAGGUUUGCUGUCAGCAAAUUGGCUUCAAUGCUUCCGAGACUCCAAAAGUGCCUGCACUUCAGAUGUACUUCACUGACUCUAAUGCAUUUUGGGAUGAUCGGUGGUCAUGAUAGGCGCUGUGGAAAUGCAGGUUCUUUUCUUGUGCAUGAUCCCUGACUGAAAAUGUUGGAUUGAUUACCUGACUGCAACAGGCUUCACUGUUAAGCUAAAACUUGAUGCCUAUUUGAACACUAUCCUAAAUCCAAGGGCAUUGAUUGUAACUGAUUUACCACACGACAUUUAAUAGAGAGUUGAGUGGGUUGCAGGCAGCAAUCAGCAAAACUUCAAUCUAAAAUAUAAACAGAAAAUGUUGGAAAUAUUCAGUAGUGCAAAGAGCAGCUGUGGAGAGAGAAG
Chiloscyllium plagiosum (whitespotted bambooshark) is the source of this 1845-nucleotide messenger RNA. RefSeq names its product transcription elongation factor, mitochondrial (gene tefm). Gene Ontology annotation, molecular function: DNA polymerase processivity factor activity; nucleic acid binding. NCBI's taxonomy places the organism in Eukaryota, Metazoa, Chordata, Chondrichthyes, Orectolobiformes, Hemiscylliidae. The record is from RefSeq and is a predicted model, not a curated record. Gene Ontology annotation, cellular component: mitochondrial nucleoid. Gene Ontology annotation, biological process: transcription elongation by mitochondrial RNA polymerase; mitochondrial transcription.